AUGUUUGGCGCCAUCAAAACCCUUGACGAGGUCAAGGCUGACGCCCAACGUCAAUUGGAGGGUGAGAUGCAGGGAGAUGUGCCGUUCUCGCCCGAGCGACGCGCGCAAAGCCUCGGAGAGGUUGGCAUGUCCCCGCCGCAACAGUCGCACAGUCAUGCCAGCGACCCCGGGUCACAUGGAAGGCCAGGAGUCGCCAUGCCCCUUUCCCAUCAGAACAUCUACCCGCAAACUCUGAUCCUUCGCGGGAAGUAUGUCGUGGUGCAGCGCCCAGUCGGCGAGACGAGUCCCCUGGACUGUAUUUUUGAGCUAGACACGCCUGCAGCGGAGUUCGACAGAGAACGGGAGCUCGUCGUCAUGAGGAAGCGAGAUCGCAAUGGCGAUGCCGCCGGCGCUUUUGUCUACUAUUUACACCGUACCCUAGACGAAGAGGCGAAGAACUUCAUGGUACCCAAAUACCGCGCCAUCAGCAUCAAGGCCUUCCAAGACCUGUCCCUGAAGUACGGGCGCACAAAGAGCAUGUUUGGGAAACAGCAUUUCAAAGUUGUCUCUCGGGAAAAAGGACCCAUGGCCUCCACGCUCGGAUGGCACAAGAUUCUCAGCAUGGUGUACCCCGGCGACACCAACGCGCCUCUCGAAUGCACCUAG
This is a messenger RNA of Emericellopsis cladophorae, 645 nucleotides long. RefSeq lists its product as uncharacterized. The transcript has a single exon. NCBI's taxonomy places the organism in Eukaryota, Fungi, Ascomycota, Sordariomycetes, Hypocreales, Bionectriaceae. The coding region runs from base 1 to 645 and encodes 214 amino acids. The record is from RefSeq and is a predicted model, not a curated record.